Molecule: messenger RNA, 4539 nt
Organism: Peniophora sp. CBMAI 1063
Lineage: Eukaryota; Fungi; Basidiomycota; Agaricomycetes; Russulales; Peniophoraceae
Source: the annotation of a GenBank genome assembly
AUGAGCGGCCCGUCGCGCUUCAGCUCGCUCAACUCCUUCUUCCGCUCCAAAACGCCGAACCCGCCGCCGCCGCCGCCCAAGGACCGGGAGCGGGACAACCAGAGCCUCUACGCGCAGUCCGCCUUCAGCCAGAGCACGCGCUCCUUCACCAUCCCGCGCUCGACCUCGCCCGCACCGACAACCCAGACUGCGAAUUCGAGCGUAUACCAUCUGGGCCAGGGCGGCGCGAGCAGCUCUGUGCUGAAUUUAAAUCAAUUCGGUGGCGGCAAUGGGCGGCAGGGCCAAAGCAGCGCGCCGAGCAGCUUCAAGCGGGGCGUGUCGAGGAUAGCCAGCGGCCUCAAGCGCCCAAAGUCCCGUGCGAACCUGCUGCAGGACGCCCCGGCACCCAAGCCGGACGACGACGGCGGGAUAUCGACGCCGUGGAAUUUCCAGCACAACAUUCACGUCGACGAGAGCUUCAACGGCCUGCCGCCCUCGUGGUCCCAGACCUUAUUGCAGGCGGGAUACUCCGAGGCGGAGAUCGCACAGCUGUACGAUGCCCGUCGCGCGCGGACCGCGACUCCCGCGAGCACUCUGCGCUCUGCGUCACCCGCGCCCUCCCAGAACUCGCUCGUCCCACGUGCGCGCUCAUCAUCGCUCUCGCGCAAGCGGACAGACACCGCAGAGUCGAGUUCGCAGCCCAUGCCGCCGUUGCCCAGUUUGAUGGGCGGGCCCGGGCCGGGGCAUAGCAGGCAGGAGAGCGAGUCGAGCUACGCGAUCGUCGAUCCGGACGAGAGCGUGAGCGUGCAGAGCGACUCGCAGUAUGUUCAUCUGGCACACGCCCGCAAUGGGCAAGCCGUACACGCAGGCGUCAUCACGCCGUUCCCCAUGCCCGCUCAACCGUCACCCAAUCCUAGCCGGUUGAACGGACAGGGCCCUCAUGGCAGCCCUAGUAUAAACGGCUCAUAUGUCGGCGUCAAUGUGAGCUAUGGUACGGCGAACGGUACACGCGCGACCUAUUCGCCCUCGUUACAUUCUACGACAUCACACACUACCAACUCGUCCCCGCGGAUACCCCAAGCGCGGUCGGACUCACGACCGCAGACGCCACAGAGGCGUACGCCGUUCAGAGUGGUCAAUACGACGGAGGGCAUGGGAUCGCCGCCACCUGCGUAUGGGAAUGGACGGCUAGGCGGGGAAAAUACGGACGAGGAGUUGCCGGGUCUGACGAGCGCGGAUCUCGCGAGGGAGAGGCCGGCGGAGAAGCAGACCGCGUCGGGGUCCGGUUCUGCAACUGGGGGGACUCUGCCGUUGAGGACUGGGACGGUGAAGGCGCUCGGCAAUGGCAAUGGUGUCGGGCUGCCGGCGAAUGGGAUCGCGAGGAGGGUGGAGAGUCCGGAGCAGGUUGCGGAUCUUUCGCGGGACGAGGAGGGAGAGGGGGAUGAGGAUGAGGACGAUACGACGCGGUUCGGGCCGUCGUUGGAGAAGCACAAGCCCCCGCGUCUGGCACCGCGGCUUUCGUUGCGCCCUGGUGCUCUCGAUCUCGACGAUCUGGGAUCAUGGUCAUCUGCUUUGCUCUCGUCUUUGCCUUCUGCAAGCGAAGAAGGCCCGAACGCUCCACCGCCCAGUGCGAAUAACGCCUCGUCGACAACAGCGUCCACCUUUUCAUUCGCAUCAACGUCUACUUCGGCGCCCGCGAGGAGAUCAAAACGGUUCUCACGGGCCGUUCUGCCCGCCAUCGUCUUGCAAGAUGCCACAGCGUCUCAUGCGAGCCCCUCCCGGACAGACGAGGAGGAUGAAGAGGAGGACGAAGGGGAGGGCGAUAUCACGCUUGGGCAUAGUCCGCUGUACAAUGAACUGCUGGGGAUGAUGGGUUCAUCGUCAUCGCUCUCCCCAUCACCCAGUCCAACACCCUCGCCAUCAACGUCAUCAUUCCCCUCACAAGGCGAAGCGCGACCGCGCCCUCCAGGCUCGUACAAGCCACCACCCAAUAAUACGCAUCCGCAUCUGCAGCUUGAGUUGUCAAGGCACGAUAGCAGGUCGUCGUCUUUCGCGCCGAGGGACUCAGUGGCGAGCUCGGCGGAUGUUCAUGUGGACGAUUACGAGUUCCCUGUGCCGCCCGGCAGCGCGACGAGUAUCGGGAGUGGCUGGCCGAGUCCGAGCGAAGAUACGUUCGCUUUCCGACGACAAGGCGGGCCUUCCUCUGCAUCCAAUAGGGAUACUAUCGUGGGUCUGAACACGACCAGCGGUAGAGGCGAAGGCAUGGGUUUGGGUUUCGGAGGAGCAGGCCCGAGCGUCAGGGUGGAGGACGAGGAGGAGUGGGCGAGGAGAGAGGGCGACGAGAGGAGGGAUACGCUUCGUCCUGGGUGGAGGGAGAGCACGGCGACUAUUAUGGGCAACCGGGCGAGCGUUGUUACCGUUACGGACUCGAACCGGUUGACAUUGACCAUCGACGAACGGCGCCGCUCGGGACGUGACUCAAAUGCGUCGGGCAGUACGGUGACGCAUGCGACGAUUGUCCGCGGCGCGUCUGUCGUGCGACGUGUACAUGCAUCGCCCGUACACCUCACGCCCUCCGAACCACUAACGGAAGAAGACUACCUCUCUUCGGCGCCCGCAUCACCCCUCUCACCAAGUUCGCCCAACGGGCUUGCCUACCGUCAUCGAACACAAGACGGCAUGCUCGCACCCCCUCUAUCACAGGCUGACGAGGAGGACGAAGACGACUGGGCGGAGGGCGAUGCGGAGGCCGAGGCGGAGUGGGCCAGGAAGCGCGCUGCCGCUGAGGCGGAAGAGGAGGAGCUGAGCGCGGAGAUGCCCGCACCACGGAGACGACCCGACUCGCCAGACUCAAACUCUGAAGAGGGCGAUGAGAAUGAAGGGAGUGGCGGGACGGGGAGUACGGGCACGACUGCCAGCGCCGAGGACGAUUCCCCGCCGAAGGUCCCGCCGAAGUCGCCCUCGACAGCGAAUCUUAGCAUUGGAAGUGCAAGGCCCAGCAUUAACGUCGCCACAGACGUCCUGCUCGACCGCCCAGAGCGAGCCGGGGUGUUCAGUCCCUCAGCCGGCUCAGGCCCCGCGAGCGCCGCGCCGAGCUUCAGCAGUCUCGCGCCGAGCCCCUCGCACACCAUCUCACCUCAGACGCAGCCUUCGCGCCCGGUGUUCAGGGCUAUGGACACGGACCACAGCACGUAUACGGACGUGAGCUACGCGAGUAUGAUCACGGAGACGGACGCGAGCGGGGAGACGCGGGUCAGUAUGGAGAGCGAGGUGAGCGAUACGCAGCGCGUGCCGCUCAGCGCUAUCAGUGGGGGGUUCUUGUCGCCGACGAUACCCACCAACGCACUUUCACUUCCGGCUGCACCUCAGCUCCCGCGCAAUCCGGGACUGACGGUGUCCACCGCACCAUCAUCGUUCGUCCCGCCCGCACCAAACUCCGCAUCCUCGCUCGCGCCGCCCGGCGCCGGAUCAGGAUCAGGAUCAGUCCCGCCGAGCCCGACACCCUCCCUCUCGCGCAAACGCUCCUCCGCACGCGCAUCGGGUCUAUCCCGCGCGCUCAAGCCGCUCGCGGCCUUCCUCGACGCCUCGUCCGACCCGCGCGCCAAGUUCGCCGAGCUAUCCGAGAUAGCGCAGGGCGAGAGCGGGAGCGUGUUCGCGGCGCGACUCGUCGGGUCCGUCGCGGAGUGGCGCGUCCCGGCCACGCCGAACAGUCCGCUGGCGAAUGAUAAGGAGAACGAGUGGGGGCGCGAGGGGCGGGCGGUCGCGCUCAAGAUUGUUCCCGCCGCGGGCAAUGCUGUGAAGCUUGCGAGUCUGAAGAGGGAGUUGGAGCUCGUGCGAGGGGUGCGGCAUCCGAAUGUUUUGGGGUUCGAUGGCGUGUUCGUCGAUACGGACGCCGAGUCGCUGUGGUUGGCGAUGGAGCUCAUGGAGCGCUCGCUCGCGGACGUGCUCUCUUUAUCUUCACCCGAUAUGGGAUUGGACCCGGCCGAACGGAGCAAGGUUGUGCUCAGCGAACGAUUGAGGGCAAGAUGCGUGUGGGACGCGCUGCUCGCGCUUAGCUAUUUGAAGAAGCAAAGGAUCGCGCAUCGGGAUCUCAGGAGCGAUAAUCUGCUCGUUAGUCCGGAGGGCGUGGUGAAGCUUGCGGAUUUCGGGUGUGCGGUUAGGGCGUUGCCCGGGGCGCCGAGGAGUAGUGAGCGCGUGGGCGUUGUGUACUGGCAGGCGCCUGAGAUGCGGACCGGCCUAUACGACCCGCUCAAAGUCGACGUCUGGUCCCUCGGCGCCACAGCGUGGGAGCUAGCCUCGGGCGAACCACCCUUCAGCGACGGCGGCGCCCCGCCCUCCGGCUACGCCCUCCCGCCCCUCCCCUCAUACGCCGAAGCCUCGCGCGCGUUCGAAGACUUCUUGCACCUGUGCGCGCAGCCGCCGAGCAGCCGCGCGGAGCCGGACGAGCUGCUGAAUGCUCAUUUUGUGAGGAUGGCGGCGCCGAGGAGCGCGCUGGUUGCGCUGCUGGGGAGGUGUAAGGUCGUUGAGGAUCGGUUGUUGGGGAGGAGCGAUGAGGCGUAG